Adineta ricciae is the source of this 951-nucleotide messenger RNA. The record is from the annotation of a GenBank genome assembly. Lineage: Eukaryota; Metazoa; Rotifera; Eurotatoria; Adinetida; Adinetidae.
AUGACAGGAAGUCCUCGAACAUCGACUGGCACUUUCGAUGGUGGUGGAAAUUCCAUAGUCGAACAAACGACGGAUAUUUUGACACGUUUCCGCAACAGUCUUGUUCGAAGUCGAAAAGAACGUUUACUCGAUGAAGAUGUUCAAGCGACAGAAAAUCUUGUCAAUCAUAUUCAUUUAACGGAACUAAUGGCCAAAGAAACCUUAGGAAAAUUAAUCUCACAAGGUGAUUCGAUGCAACGAUCGUACAAUUUGAUAAAUCAAUUAGAAAGAGAAAUUAAAGAUAUUGCCGAAGAUUUAAAUGAAGUUAACGGCGGAAAAUGUUGGGGUGCGUGUGCGAAUGGAACAUUUUUCGGUUUUACGUGUUUGGGAUGUUUGAAGAAAAAACCCAGGAAAAGAUCGAAGAAGAAAAAACUGAAAAUCAUCGAACCGAAUCCUCAUUCACUCAAUCAGAUUCGUUGGAGUUCGACCAGUGAACGUGAUGAAAUGAUUGCUCGUACUCGAGAACUGGCACGUAAUCGUCGUCAACAUCAAGAUUUCCUUCAAACCAUCACUCGAAUCAAUCAAACCAAACAAAAUCAAGACGAAACAAACGCAAAACAACUCAGUCAAUUUCGCGAUUAUCUUUUACAGCAUCAUUCCUUAUCCUACGGUUAUAUCGAUCAACCCGAACGUUUAUUCAAUGAAGUUAACAUGGCCAUUCAUUUUACACAGUUAAAUACACAUUUAGAUCAUUUAUUUCAAAUAACAGAAUCAAUGAGCAAUGAAGUUAAUAAACAUAAUGUUGUUAUCACAAAAAUUGAAGCGCAGGCAAUGCAAAGUGGUGAUCUUUUAACAGAUUAUACUUUACUUGGUCAUCAAAUCUUAGGAUCGCCAGUAUUAAAUUCACAAACGUCAACAAAUCCUUUACCGAUCUCUGCAGGACAAAAAGUCCUUCUUAAUGCUGUUGUUUAA